AUGCCAUUUGGCCUAAAGAAUGCUGGAGCCACUUACCAACGUCUAGUGAACAAAAUGUUCAAAAACUUACUCGGAAAGACCAUGGAAGUGUAUAUCAACGAUAUGCUCGUUAAAUCCGCUCGAGAACUAGAUCACGUUCUACAACUCCGAGAAUGCUUCACGAUCAUCAAUAAAUAUGGGAUGAAACUCAACACAGCCAAAUGUUCCUUCGGGGUAGAAUCAGACGAAUUCCUUGGUUACCUGGUAACAGAACGAGGAAUCGAAGCAAACCCAAAACAAAUCACAACUUUCCUCGAGAUGCCGUCUCCUAAGACAACUCGAGAAGUGCAAAUAUUAACCGGACGGAUAGCAGCACUGAAUCGCUUCAUAUCCCGAUCCACAGACAAGUGUUUACCCUUCUAUCAGAUCCUGAAAGGAAACAAAAAGUUCCAGUGGAGCGAUGAGUGUGAAUCAGUGAUGUACUUGCAUUUUACAUAG
This is a messenger RNA of Microthlaspi erraticum, 477 nucleotides long. The record is from the annotation of a GenBank genome assembly. Lineage: Eukaryota; Viridiplantae; Streptophyta; Magnoliopsida; Brassicales; Brassicaceae.